Molecule: messenger RNA, 600 nt
Organism: Trichoderma asperellum CBS 433.97
Lineage: Eukaryota; Fungi; Ascomycota; Sordariomycetes; Hypocreales; Hypocreaceae
Source: RefSeq, a predicted model, not a curated record
ACCGGAGCACCUCAAUUUUACUCUAUCAACUAUCACCCUUCAUUUAACCUCUUAUUCUCUCUUCCCCACUGCCAACUCUUUUCCAGAGGUCACUUCUCCCAAGUCCUUCAAAGCACGGGAAAUAUAGUCGUCAACCUUACCAUAGCGCACGCUAAGCACAUUCCGCAAUGAAGCCUGUUUCCCUCCUCGUUCCUUUGUUGGUUGACAUAGCGACGUGUGCAGCCGCCCACAUUCCCAACAUUGAGCAUGAUACACCCGCCAAUGUCCCUCAUGCUCGGCAGGAGGCAACUCAGACCAAUCCCGGCACCAUUCUCUCUCCGGUACCGUCCAUGCCAGGUUUGUGUCUGUUUCCCUGCCCACCAGCUGGGACAUGUGCCUGUACCUACCAUCUUCCCGAGCAGAGGUGUACGGAAACGGGCUGUGAGAUAGUUGGGCCCGAGUACUUGAGAACAUAGGGUUCGAUAUUCUGUAGGAGGAGGAAGGUUUGGGGAGGUGCCAGUAAAUUUAUAGGAAUAUUAAGUUUAUUUGUUAGGAGAAUGAUUAUUUAUGCUAGUGAAUGGCAAAAGCAAAAAAAAGGCAUGAGAAUAGUUCUUACCCUAC